UUGAUUUACGUAUUUAUUCUCAUUUUAGUGUUCAAUCAUCGUCCCGACAUCAAGUCAGAUAAUAUUUCACUACUAAGUUAAUUUCAAGCGGAUUUUCAUUUUCCGUGGCUAUUUAUUUCACUAUACAUUUUUGGACAACAAAUAAAGGCAUGUUGGAAGAAAACGAAGUAGUUAUAUCAGGAAUUUCUGGGCGAUUCCCAGAAUGUAGCUCUACUGAAGAAUUUAAGCAAAAAUUGUACAAUAACGCUGAUUUAUUGACUGUUGAUAAAAGAAGAUGGUCCCCAGGCAUGUAUGGAGUUCCACCGAGAACAGGAAAAUUAAAGGAAAUAAGCAAGUUUGACGCAGAGUUUUUUGGAAUUCAUUCAAAACUGGCUAAUGCCAUGGAUGUACAACUAAGAAUUUUACUCGAGGUUACACACGAAGCAAUAGUCGAUGCAGGAGUUAACCCACAGGAUAUACGUGGAACAAGAACGGGGGUGUACGUUGGUAUGAUGACCACCGAAUCGUCGGAUUAUUUUGAACGUACACCAGAAAAAAUGUCUGGAUAUGAAACUAUCGGUGCAAUUAGAUCUAUGCUGGCUAACAGGCUUUCAUUUCAGUUCAAUUUUAAUGGUCCGAGUGCUGCCAUUGAUACUGCAUGUUCGAGCGCGUUAUUUUGUCUACACGAAGCCAUAACUGCGAUACAGACGGGCCAAUGCGAUGCAGCUAUUGUUGCAGGAACUAAUUUGCUCUUAAAACCGGCUGUUUCAGUCAUGUAUCAUCGGUAUAAUAUGCUUAGUCCUACUGGAACAAGUAGACCUUUUGACAUUGGUGCUAAUGGUUACGUAAGAAGUGAAGCUAUUAUUGCUCUUUACAUAAGAAAAUCGUCAGAUGCCAAACGUAUAUACGCGACUGUCGUAGGAACGUCGACCAAUACCGAUGGGUUCAAAAUCGAAGGCGCAACAUAUCCUUCACAGUCAGUGCAAAGUCGGCUAAUCAGAGAUACUUACGCUCGUGCAAAUUUAAAUCCCAGUGAUGUCCAUUAUGUCGAAGCUCACGGAACAGGGACCGGUGUUGGAGACAAACAAGAGUUGAACGCCAUUUCGGAUGUAUUUUGUGUUGGCCGUAAAACUCCUUUGCUUGUUGGCUCAGUUAAAUCAAAUGUGGGCCACGCAGAACCAGUAUCGGGUUUAGUAUCGAUAGCUAAGGUGCUUUAUGUAUUGGAAACAGGGAUUAUUCCUGCUAAUAUUAAUUUUGAAACACUGAACCACAAUAUUCCAAAACUCGUUAGUGGAGAACUGAAGGUUGUUGAUAAGCAAACACCAUUACCAGGAAAUAUGGUUUCUAUUAAUUCAUUUGGCGUUGGAGGUACAAACGUUCAUGUUAUUCUAAGAGGUAACGAUAAAAAAGCGCAUGCAACGCCGUUGCCAGCACUUGAAAUUCCGAGGCUAGUAUUUUUGUCAGGACGAACUAGAGACGCAUUGACUGAACAAUUUGAGACCGUAGAGAGCUAUGCGGAUAACAAUGAUCUUUUAUCUUUGAUUGAUGAUAUUUACAAAUCUCCGAUUCCCGGUUACAAGUUUUCUGGAUACUCAAUUCUCGGGGAAACUCCUCGGAAUGUUGAAAUAGCUCAAGGAAACGUUCCCGGUGAUAAAAGGCCAAUCUACUUCAUUUUUCCAGGAAUGGGAAGUCAAUCGUUAGAUUUAGUCGCUGAUUUAGUGAAGUUUAAAGUUUUUAAACAAACUGUAGACACUGCACAUUCAAUUUUAAUUCCAUACAACUUUAGUGUUAAUGAUUUAUUUUAUAAAUCCGAUGAAAAUACUUUUAAAAGUAUAGUCAAUGUUACGAUCACAAUUAUUAUUGUCCAGAUAGGUCUUGUUGAUAUCUUACGCUCGCUUGGUAUCAACCCCGAUGGUAUCAUUGGCCAUUCAGUUGGUGAACUUGCGUGUGCAUAUGCAGAUGGUUGCUUCACUUUGGAAGAAGCAUUGAUGACAAUGUACUGGAGGUCUAAAAUUUUAACACAAAUUAACGUUCCAGCUGGAGCUAUGGUUGCAGUAGGACUAUCGUGGGAAGAGAUGCAAAAAAGACUUCCCGCUGGUAUAAUCGCUGCUUGUCAUAACAGUGCAGACAGUGUUACUAUUUCAGGACCUAAAGACGUAACUUUGAAAUUUGCCGAAACUCUAAGACAAGAAGGUAUAUUCGCUAAGCCCGUAGACUCGAUGGGAUAUGCUUUUCAUUCACCAUACCUACAUGAACUUAUACCGUUGUUAAAACCGUAUUAUGAUAAGAUAAUGGCCAAUCCUAAACCAAGAUCCAGUCGAUGGAAAAGUACUACAUUUCCCGAACACAAAUGGAAUACACAGGAAGCCCAGUGCUCGUCAGCGGAUUACCAUUUAAAUAAUAUAAGCUCACCGGUAUACUUUCAUGGUGCAAUGAAGCAUGUACCUGAAAAUGCUAUAGCGAUUGAAAUUGCCCCUCAUUGUUUAUUACAAGCUAUUUUGAAAAGAUCACUCUCUCCUACAGUUACAAAUGUCAGUUUGACUAAAAAAACGGUUUCAAAUCAUGUGAAAUUCUUAUUGGAAGCAAUUGGAAAGUUAUAUAUUGCCGGAGCAGAGCCGCAAUUAAAAAAAUUGUAUGGGAAAGUUGAGUACCCAGUAGUUAGAGGAACUCCAAUGAUAUCUCCAAUGUUGAAGUGGGAUCAUUCAAACGACUAUGUAGUGCCCAAUUUCGUCGAAAAAAGUUCUGGUUCAGAUGAUAAUCAAGUUGAAGUUGAUAUAAAAACAGAUGAAAAUAAAUAUUUAAUCGGACAUACUAUUGAUGGUCGUGUACUGUAUCCAGCUGCAGGAUAUAUAACAUUAGUGUGGAAAGCUAUUGCCAAAUUACAAGCGAAAUGGUAUGAAGAUGUUCCAGUCAUUUUCCAUAAUAUAAGAUUUCUUAGGCCAACAGUUCUUAAUAUUGAGGGCAGUGUUCUGUUCAACAUUAACAUACUUAAUGGAUCAGGCGAGUUUGAGCUCCUAGAAGGAGGGUCUUUAACAGUUUCGGGUUGUGUAAAAUUACUAAACGAAAGUUCUGAAGAAAAUCAAAUGGAACAUCUCACUACCAUUUCAGAACAAAUGGAUUUGAAUUCUGAUGAUUUUUACAAGGAAUUGAGACUUCGUGGAUAUCAGUAUAAAGAUGAAUUUUUAGGUUUUGUGAAAGCAAACACAGAAGGAUCCAAAGGUAAAGUUGCGUGGACUGGAAAUUGGGUAUCGUAUAUUGAUACACUUUUACAAUUUGAACUUAUAUCUAUCAAAACUAGAGAACUUCGUUUACCAACUUACAUCAAAGAAGUUAUAAUUGACCCCGUGUACCAUAAGCAAGUAGCUAAAGGAUUGUUUAACAGUAAAGAAAUUGAAGUAAACCAUUUUAGCUAUGCUAAAACAACGCAAUCGGGUGGAGUUACUAUUUCUAAUUUGAAAGUGACACCGGCUCCUUUGAAAAAGAAUGCACAACUUCCAGCCACUCUGGAACGUCACUCGUUUAUUCCGUUCACGUAUACAUCAAAAGACUUAUCUACGUACGAGGUUCUUUACUCUUUGAUUGGUUUAUUCAUGGAAAACAUAGGAGUACACCAUGUUAAAGCAGCAGAAGUCCACAACAAGAGCGUAUUGGCUUUCGAUAUUGUUCAAAUAAUAGAAGCAGAAGCAAAUUUUUAUGUGAACUAUACAGUUCUUUCGAACAAGCCAGUUAAUAUCGAUCAAAGCAAAUUAUCGUCAUUGGAUAUUGAGAUUGUUGAGUUCAAUAUCCAAAAUGCAUCGUUGCCUGAUGAAUACCAUUUGAUAGUUGCCGACGAUAUUCAGUUUGAUGGUACAUUAUUGGGUAAAAUUUCUGCGGCUCUAGCUCCGAGAGGAUUUGUUCUUUUGGUCGAAAAUACGGAUGCCAUUUCUACGUCAACACUGACAUCAUUUAAUCUCCAAAUGGUGACUGUUAUUGAAAACGAUAAUAAGAAAUACUUCCUCUUAAAAAAAGUUUCUCCUAAAUACGAGUACUCAAUUUUCAACAUCGAGGAUGAACAGUUUUCGUGGGUUGAAUCAUUGAAAAAAGAACUAGCCGAUAUUAAAGGAAAUACAAACAAAAAAGUUGUAGUUUAUAGUGAUAAAAAUAUCAACGGUGUUCUUGGGCUGUCUAAAUGUUUAGUAGAAGAAUUUAGUGGUGAAGAAAAUCCCAUUAGGUGCAUACUCGCCGAGCCUGGUAAAAAAUAUACUUUGAAAGAUUUUGCCACACUGCUUGAAAUCGAUUUGUUCUUUAACGUGGAAAGAUAUGGAAUUUGGGGAUCCUACAGACAUUUACCGAUCGAUGCAAGACUUGCUUCAAUUGUUCAAACAGCUGAUGCUCAAGUGUCCGUACUUUCCAAGGGUGAUCUGACAACACUUCAAUGGGUUCAAUCUUCAAAAUAUUCCAACAGUUACGACAGCAAUGAUUCCAUAAAAAUAUCAUAUGCUAGUGUUAAUAAUGUCGAUUUAGCAGCAAUUUCUUCAAUGAAAACUGAUUUUGGAGUAGAGUUUUCCGGUAUUAAAACAAAUGGUCAAAAGGUAAUGGGAUUGGUUAAAACUGGCGCUCUUUCAACGACAGUCAAUCAGAAGAAUGCUCUUUUAUGGAAUGUACCCUCAAAUUGGACUUUGAGACAAGCCGCCACUGUCCCAUACUCUUACUAUGUGGCCACCUACGCUCUAAUUCAAAAAGGGAAUUUAUCGGAAUCUAAGAAUGUGUUGGUAUUUAUUAGUGAAAAUAGUGUAAGCUUUGCGGCUAUAUCCAUUGCACUCUCUUUCAAGUGCAAAGUGUUUGUCAUAGCUGAAACUAAUGAGCAACUUGAAGUUAUUAAAACCACCUACCCAGAAGUGAGUCAGUUUUCAACUACAAGGUUUGAUGCAAAGUUUAUUCACACGGUUUUAAAGUUGACACUAAAUAAAGGAGUUGAUUACGCUAUUCUGUCCAAAUAUUGUUCCAAUCGUCUGCCAGAAUUGCUUGCUGAUAAUGCAAAAAUCAUCAACACCGAAAAUACAGAUGUUUCAGUUUUAACAAAUUCACAAAAUGGGUUUGGAGUUGUGUCAGCUAAAUUUGAAGAUAUUCCUAUUUUAAAUAAUUCGUCUGUUGACAAUAUUUAUUCAUUCAUAGAAUCAAGAUUAAAACUUGACGUCGUAAAGCCUCUACCGUUCACUAUUUAUCAAUAUUCUGAUGUCGAGUCUGCUUUCAGAUCAUACGCUAGUAAUAAGACUGGAAAUAAGAUAAUCGUUGAAGUGACUGGGGAGUCUCCAAGAUUAAACUUUCCAGCAUACCGACGGGUGUACUUUGAUCCAAGCAAAAGUUACAUACUAUCAGGUGGUCUUGGUGGAUUUGGAAUGGAACUCACUGAGUGGGCUAUUGAACGCGGGGCAAGAAAUAUUAUUCUCUGUUCUCGGAGUGGAAUUCAAACUGGAUACCAGAAAUAUAGGUUAAAUAUUUGGAAAAGCCAAAAUAUCAAAGUGGAAAUCGGCACAUUUGACCUCACUACAUUGUCGGGAGCUAAGGAUACUGUUGAAUUGGCCCUCAGUUUAGGACCACUUGGUGGAAUUUUCAACUUAGCGGGGGUUUUGAGAGACGGAAUCUUUGAAAACCAAACAGUUGAAAACUUCCAAACCGUAUACAACAGUAAAGUCUUAACCACUAAAUAUUUAGACGAAGCUUCGGAAGGCGUUAGCAAGGAUUUGGAAUAUUUCGUCACAUUUUCCUCCAUUUCGUGUGGCCGGGGUAACAGAGGACAAACCAAUUAUGGUUAUGCAAACUCCAUCAUGGAACGAAUUUCAGAGCAAAGACAAAAACGAGGUCUGCCAGCGCAAUCUAUUCAAUGGGGAGGCAUCGGUGACGUCGGAAUGGCUUAUUUAUUAACUCGUGGGAACGAAGAAAAAGAAAUCAAUGGAACUCUGGCCCAAAAAAUAUCGUCUUGCCUAGCGGCGUUGGAUACGUUAUUAACACAAAGUUCAGCCGUCGUUGCUUCGCAUGUGAUACCAACCAAAAGAAAACUGACGGAAAAUUCAAAAUCACAAUCGCUCACAGAAAUUGUUUCCGGAAUUAUGGGGAUUCAAGAUCCGCAUUCUGUUAAGCCUACGUCUACCUUAGCUGACUUAGGAAUGGAUUCCUUGAUGGGAGUUGACAUCAAACAGACGAUUGAACGUAUGUUUGGACUCACCUUGAACAAUACCCAAAUUCAACAGCUGAAGUUUAGUGAAUUGGAUAAUGUUGGUACUAACUGAAACUAUAUUUACAAAUUUUCAUUGACAAUGUUAAAGAACAACAUAUUUGAAUUAGUUUCUUUUUUUUGUAACUAUUAUAUUAAUGUACUAUGUUGCCUAUUGUUUAAAACUAUAUUUAACCAUAUAAUGACUUGAGUUAAUAUAGGAAUUAAUAAUAUCCAUGAAAUUUAAAUGGGCCUCCUAAAGACACCAUAAUAUACACUUAUAUAAAUAGGUAAUGUACCUAAAUAGAGCUUGAUUUGUGGGAGGAGUCACGGCUACAUGGGGCACAUAUCGCUAGGCGUCCACAAUAGUAUUUUAUCCUAAGCUAUAAACUAUAAUUAAUACGUUUUUUAAAUUUAUAUUUGUACAAAUACUUACUUACCUACUUUAUAUUUUUUUACAAUUUAAGACAUAUUAUUAUUUAGAU
Acyrthosiphon pisum (pea aphid) is the source of this 6657-nucleotide messenger RNA. RefSeq names its product fatty acid synthase. The coding region runs from base 150 to 6248 and encodes 2032 amino acids. The transcript is spliced from 32 exons. Gene Ontology annotation, molecular function: 3-oxoacyl-[acyl-carrier-protein] synthase activity; fatty acid synthase activity; oxidoreductase activity. NCBI's taxonomy places the organism in Eukaryota, Metazoa, Arthropoda, Insecta, Hemiptera, Aphididae. The record is from RefSeq and is a predicted model, not a curated record. Gene Ontology annotation, biological process: fatty acid biosynthetic process.